This is a messenger RNA of Phasianus colchicus (ring-necked pheasant), 6517 nucleotides long. NCBI's taxonomy places the organism in Eukaryota, Metazoa, Chordata, Aves, Galliformes, Phasianidae. The record is from RefSeq and is a predicted model, not a curated record.
AGCAGUGCUGGAGUUCAGCACUCUGGUGUCCUACCCUUUGCCUUCCUAAUUCAGUGGCUCCUUAUCUCAGCAUUACUAUGUUCUGUGCUCCUCUGGAAGUUUGCUUUUGCUUUUAGAAUGAGCAUAAUGUAACUCAGUGAUCUAAGCAACCCAUUAGUGAUGAGCAUGGUGAGUUGGCCUGGGACACCUACUGGCCUGUUACCCUUCACACUUCGAGUUUACUCUCACACCAGUAUCUCCUAUGGCUGAUAAUGCAUCGUGUUACAAAACAUCCCCAAAUCUCUUCAAGUUUUGUAGUUGCUUGCUCAUGCUUUGUGCAGGUCUUUGUGUGUGCUGCUAGCUUUUCUCCUCUGCACAGAGGAGCAAGUUAAAAUGCCAUCACCGUGCUGCAAAUUGAAGGCAGCCUAGUGUGUUGACAUUUGUCUUAUUCUGCUCCAUUGGCAGUGUGUUGCGUUCAGCAUUUUAAACUGUUUGCCUUUUGCUUUGUCUCCUGAACGCGUGCUUGCUCAGUGGGCUUUGAAUUCAUUCCUUGUUUCAGGCCAGCAAAGGCAGAUAAGCUGCCCUGAGCCCCGCUGUCUUCCGAGAUGUCAUCAGGGUUCUGUUGUGUCACCCUUUGCCUUGCAUUUCCCUGGGUCCUGACGAUAUGUUUAGUUUUCCCUUCCUGCUCUGUGUGCACUGACUAAAGUUGGUAUGUUGCAGUAACAGCUGUGCCAGCACGAUUUUUUAUUUCCUCUUCUGUUCCUCGUUAUGUCCUUGAGGUCUGGUACAAAUUGCAGUCCCAUAUGACUCAUGGUGUGACUGACCCACACGGUUAUCUGCUGCCAUCAUCAGCCACUGGUGUGGCCAAGUUGUGCUUUAGAAGUUUUCCCAGCUUUGCUAUGGGAACUCUGUGUACUCAGUGGGUCAUUUUGUCCGUUCAGGUCGUUUUCUCAUGUUCUGGGGUGAGGUGCUGUUCCAUGUUUACUAAUAUGUGUUUGUUAACAGGCAUACAGCAUGCCACCAGGAUCAAUAAGGGGCAUCUGUCCUCCUCCUGAAACACCUCUCCUCUAGGAGCUGUAGUUAUAAGCUACAAAAUAAGAACAUUUGCAGUUGCAGGUUCUCUUUUUUAUGAGUCUUCAUUGGUGUAGAAAGCACUGCACUUUCAGUUUCUGACUACUGUUCUUCUAGACAGAAGGAGAAGCAAGGCUGGGGAUGUUUGAGGUGAAGUAUUUGUGUGGCUUUUUGGACUGCUUGCUUUGUAGAAUCAUUGGGAGUCAUUCAGGUUGGAAAAGACCACUAAGAUCAACCAUCAACCAGCUCAUGGUGUGCACAGACUGGUAGGAAUACAGCUGGAAUCAUAGGUUAGAUGUGUAUCAGAAGGCUGUGCCACUUGUGUGCGUGUGUGCCAUGUUCCUGCAGACCUUUUUUUGCUCUCCUCAGAGCGUUGCCCCCUGAUGCAUUUGAUGAAGUAGUGCUUUUGUUAAUUGCGUUUGGAUAGUUAAACUUCAGCUCUCCCAAAACUCCUCAAGAAUUAACUCAAGAGAAGCAGCAGGUGUCUGUGACUACUCAUACAGGUUUAUGAAAGCUGCUUAAGUUGCUCCUGAGCUUUCUGCCUUUUUUUUCCCCCCCCCACGUGCAGCCUUAAUGGAAUAGAGGAGACUUACGUUUCUGCUUCAACCCCUUUCAGGCUGCCUCAUGCAACACGUAGUUGGCCCUCUUCCUAACCCACUGCUUUUUGAGGGUUCUCUUUGCCAGGCAAUUUGUCCCCUUCCUCUUCUUGUCUCUUAAACCCAUGAGCCAACUUCCUUUGGGUUUCCUCAUACCAGCAGAGGCCUUAAAAUCCUACAUCUCCAUAGGUUUUGCUAGGAGGGGAAAGGCUGCCCAACAGGGUCGCUUAGAGGUUGGCCUUUUCUCUGAUGCUGCAUGAAUUAAGAAGCAGAAGUUUCUUUGUCCUGCUGCUGCCACGCUGCUAAUUCAUGCUGUUUGUGAUGAUAACCAGUGUCAUCAGGAGACAGAUUUGGUGAGGCUGAGAUUAGGAGGCUGCAGACACCGCCUGCUCCACGUUCUGCUCCUGGAGGCAGUUGUCAGCCAACAAAUGGAAGUUCCCAGUGGAGAGACUCUUUGGCAUAUCUUCUCAAAGUGAUUGGCCGUGCUGAUUCACUGCCUGCUUUAUCAUGUGCUGAUAAAGACAUGCAUAGUGCUGCUUCUCCCAGUGCAAAUGCAUCUGCAACCUGCAGAAAUACAGUCCACUUCUGCUGCAGAGCUCUGUGAGCAAGCCCAGCUCUUCCUGAACCAAACACAUACAAGGCCCUCCAUCUGGAUGCCCAAUGUCUAUUUUAACCGAUUCUGUCGGAAACUAAGCCUCCAGCUUCCAUUCAUUCCUGCUGGCAGCGACGCGUAUAAUGCAAACAAUCGCAAUUCAGGAUCGCGCAAACACUGCUCUUAAAACUUCCUAGAUGAUUGUAGUUGCUUUCCUUGUGUUCUAUGCUAGCAGAAGCCUUUUCCAAGGUUUACUGUUGACUCUAGAGCACCGCGUUCCCCGUUUGCUGGGAGCCUUGGGGGUUGGCACCAUGGGGAACUCCUGCGUUUGCCGCGAUGACAGCGGAGCAGAAGACAGCUUGGAGUCUCAGCGUCGGCAAACAGAGAGCAGUAGGGUACGUGCACCUGAUGGAAGAAGCCACCCAAGGGACCCUGUCCGACCACCUAGGAGGGGGAGAGGGCCUCAUGAACCAAGAAGGAAAAAACAGAAUGUGGAUGGGCUAGUACUUGACACACUGGCUGUAAUUCGGACGUUAGUAGAUAACGACCAGGAGCCUCCUUAUUCAAUGAUCACGUUGCAUGAAAUGGCAGAAACAGAUGAAGGUUGGUUGGAAGUUGUCCAGUCUUUAAUUAGAGUUAUUCCACUCGAGGAUCCGCUGGGACCGGCCGUUAUAACGCUGCUACUUGAUGAAUGCCCACUGCCAACAAAAGAUGCAUUACAAAAGUUAACUGAAAUAUUAAACUUAAGUGGAGCUGCUGCUUGUCAUGAUGCUUGCCACCCUGCUAAACAUCGCAAUACAACUGCAGUGCUGGGCUGUUUAGCUGAGAAAUUAGCAGGUCCUGCAAGUAUAGGCUUACUCAGCCCAGGCAUAUUGGAAUACUUACUUCACAGCUUGAAUUUCCAGUCCCAUCCGACCGUGAUGCUUUUUGCACUGAUUGCACUGGAGAAGUUUGCACAAACAAGUGAAAAUAAAAUGACAGUUUCUGAAUCCCGCAUUAGUGACCAACUGAUCCUGCUAGAGAAAUGGACAGAUCACCCAGACUAUUUGAAACGCCAGGUUGGAUUCUGUGCCCAGUGGAGUUUAGACAAUUUGUUUUUAAAAGAAGGCAGACAGUUUACAUAUGAGAAGGUUGACUUGACCAACAUCAGGGCUAUGCUAAACAGCAACGAUGUCAGUGAGUACCUGAAGAUAUCACCACAUGGAUUAGAGGCUCGAUGUGAUGCCUCAUCUUUUGAAAGCGUCAGAUGUACGUUCUGUGUUGAUUCUGGAGUUUGGUACUAUGAAGUUACAGUCAUUACUUCGGGAGUGAUGCAAAUAGGAUGGGCUACCAAAGACAGUAAAUUUCUCAAUCAUGAAGGUUAUGGCAUUGGAGAUGAUGAGUAUUCCUGUGCAUAUGAUGGCUGCCGGCAGCUGAUUUGGUAUAAUGCCAGAAGUAAACCACAUUCCCAUCCCUGCUGGAAAGAAGGAGACACAAUAGGAUUUCUACUAGACUUGCAAGAAAAGCAAAUGAUCUUCUAUUUAAAUGGAAACCAGCUGCCUGCUGAGAAGCAAGUCUUUUCAUCAGCUGUAUCUGGCUUUUUUGCUGCAGCAAGUUUCAUGUCUUACCAACAAUGCGAGUUUAACUUUGGGGCAAAACCUUUCAAAUACCCACCACCAAUGAAAUUUAGUACCUUUAAUGAUUAUGCCUUCCUGACAGCAGAGGAGAAGAUCAUUUUGCCAAGACACAGGCGCCUGGCUUUGCUGAAGCAAGUGAGCAUCAGAGAGAACUGCUGCACACUUUGCUGUGAUGAGGUAGCAGACACAGAACUCAGGCCGUGUGGACACAGUGACCUGUGCAUGGAGUGUGCCUUGCAACUGGAGACCUGCCCUUUGUGUCGACAGGAAAUACAGACCCGAGUCAGACAGAUUUCUCACAUUUCAUGACACAUGUGAAGUACUACAGACUUGUUUUUUAAUGAACUCCAACCAAUACAGAAAGGGGAAAGCAUCUCUAACCAAUCUUUACGCACAUAGAACCGUAGCCAUGGCCAGAUUUCAUGCUAAACUGUAAGCUGAUUAUCUUUAAAAAAAAAAAAAAAAAAUCUUUAAUAAGCUAUUUCAGGUUGCCAGCAGUGGAAACUGGUUUCAACAGUCAGGAAAGUUGGUAGUUUGGUGUGUUAUGGCUAUUGGUUCCUCCAAGCAAGAGCGUAGGAGGGCGUCUCUCUUCCUCCCCUUUUCCUUUUCGCCUGUCGCAAGUGCUGAAAAAAUUUGCACUGGAAGUACACAUACAAUGCAUUUCAGACAAGAAAUAUCUCCUCAAGCAGGGCCGUUCUGUCUCGUGCUCCAAAGUCUCUGUUUUGGGCAGAAGUCAGUACUAAAAAAGAAUGCCAAUGUUUCUUGUUCAAUGUAGCCUCCUGCUGGUCAGAGACUAUAUCUUCCAACAGUGGAUGUUAAACUGCUCCAAGACUUGAUCUGUACACAGACUGAUUUGAAAGGACAGUGUGGAGACUGUAGAGAAAUUCACGUUUUAAUAACUCGGUGAUUCCAAAGAAAAUCCUGAUUUGUUUUUAACUGCUCAAAGAUUGGUGGUAUUUUCAAGUACAUAAUGUUUCUGAUGCUUUUAACUUCAAUAUCCACAUUUUUUUGUGAGGAUAUAAUUUUCGGGAGGUAUUCUUAACUAAUUAUAAUGCUGGACUGGAAUUAAUUUGAUAUUCUGGGUAUUUUUUAAGGUAUCUACAAACAUCUUUUUUUAAUUAGUAUUGUUUUUGAAGCUUAUGUUCACUGUGGAAAAUAUUGAGCUAACUUAAAAGCGUAGAGAAGAAUUCUGGGCCAGUGUAUUUGAAGGGGAGGGAAAUGUUACGUGGAUAACAAGUUCAGUCUUAUUCUGUAACUCUCUAAAAAUGCACCUUGCUUGUCAUGUAUCAGUCCUGCUCUGAGCAGGUUUGGGGCCACACUUUGUAUUUUUGGUAGGGAUCUUAUAGAGGGAAUGUCUGCUCCACUUGAGUUACACAUUUGUGACGUUUGUAUGUUGAGGAUGUGUUUCAGCAGCUUUUGACCACUUAGUUAGGUUUCUACAAGGAAUCAGGGUUCAGUUGGUGAAGUAGCACAAAAGUCAGUGGGGUUGAGCUUAUUUUGCACCGAGGCUGUGUAACUCUCUCUUCCAAGACUUGUACAGGUUGCUUUUUUAAAUUAUUGGGAUAUAUAGUAGAACUCUACUAAUUCAUACAUAACUCACACCACAACCAUCCCACUUCUUGGCAGUGAUUCAGUAGCAGAGACUGUUGUAGCAAAUUCUCACGCUGUGAGGUAUUUUAUUCUCCAAAUCUUUUACCAUCUUCGUUAGGAAAGCUGAGAUGUAUUCCUCAUGCUGACUACUUUUGCUUCCUACUGAUCCUAGGAGCUGAUAGCACUGCACACGGGUCCCAGAAUCAGGUUAUCUAGCAGUUCCUCUCACACUCUGCCUUCCCUAACUCAAGGGUGCUGAAUUUAAUCCAGAGGAGGAGAGGGGAGAGAAAUCCCUCUGAGCCUCACAUGAAAGGUGUUCACUAGGAAAGUGCUGUGCAUCAUUUUGUUGUUGGGCUUUUUUCCAAAUACAGACUGAAUCGGGAGUGGAGCGAGGGUUGGUCCUCUUGCUGAAAUGUGAAUUCUCUUCCAGCUGUUUUGAUGAAGGUCAGGAUGGCAAACGGGUGCCUGGGGCUCUUCAUUUCCUCACGGACUCAACUUUGCAAAGUUUUUCCACUUUGCCAUUCUGCUUUUCGGAAUCUUGUAGAGAUGAAAUUCCAAAUGCUUCCAAAUGCAGUGAUAGGCACAAAGAUACGAAGCGUUGCUGUGGAGGAAGAAGUGGGACAGAACCACUUUGAACUCUGCCUUAAUAGAUGCCGCCAACUCCAGACUUUGGGUUCCAUGGCCAGGAUUAACCGAGGUAAAACUUCCCCAAGUGCCUGGGGAUCCUGGUCAGUACCAAGUGCUGUAUGAGAUAGGCUCCAUACAGAGGUGUCUAAUUAAAACACAGGGCUCCAAAUAGCCCAGCUCCCUUUGUGGACGUGGGUCUGAGUGCCUGCGUGCUUCUUCACAAAGAGACCCGCAUGCUUUAGAGCACUUUGCUGGGCAGAGAGAGCCAGCAGCACCCGAGGGAGCUGUGUUUGCUUUCCAUAUUCAUCUAUGGGAAGGCUGGAGCUGGGGCUGCUGCCCUCCGCCAUGGGGUGUCUGCGUGGAGCUCUGAGGGGUGACAAACUCAAGAAGGGGAGAAAUGGAGCGUGGCACAGUCGGUCUGUUUGAAAAUAAAACGUCUUGAAGAG